Messenger RNA from Mobula hypostoma (lesser devil ray), 1325 nucleotides. Its product is annotated as G-protein coupled receptor 83-like. Gene Ontology annotation, molecular function: neuropeptide Y receptor activity. The transcript has 4 exons. Gene Ontology annotation, cellular component: plasma membrane. Bases 1 to 1266 code for a protein of 421 amino acids. Gene Ontology annotation, biological process: neuropeptide signaling pathway. Lineage: Eukaryota; Metazoa; Chordata; Chondrichthyes; Myliobatiformes; Myliobatidae. The record is from RefSeq and is a predicted model, not a curated record.
AUGACCCGUUAUAUGUGGCUCUCUCUUCCUUACGCAAACAAAGCUUUUCAAAGAUCAGACAAUUUACUUAACACCAGUUUCUCCGGAUUGCCUUUAAUGGCUAACAGGUCGACUUUCUUUCCUUGGGGCAACUUUACUCUGGACGAUUGGGAGAGCUUUGUGGGGUCGGCAAAAUAUGAGGCCGGAUCCCAAAAUACAACCGUCAAGGCUUUGCUAAUCGUAGCAUAUUCGGUUAUUAUAGUGAUUUCCCUCUUUGGAAAUGUUCUUGUGUGCCAGGUCGUGAUAAAGAACAAACGGAUGCAUUCUGCCACCAGCCUGUUCAUUGUUAAUCUCGCUGUAUCGGAUAUCAUGAUAACUCUUCUUAAUACUCCUUUUACACUGGUUCGGUUUGUUAAUAGCACUUGGGUUUUUGGGACGGUCAUGUGCCACAUCAGCCGCUUUGCUCAGUACUGCUCGCUACACGUGUCCACUCUCACCCUGACAGCCAUCGCUUUGGACAGGCAUCAGGUUAUUAUGCAUCCGUUAAAAGCACGCAUGUCGACUGCUAAAGGUGUACUGUAUAUCAGCGUCAUCUGGAUUAUGGCGAGUUGUUUCUCUCUUCCUCAUGCCAUCUAUCAGAAGCUCUUCAAAUUUGAAUACAGUAAAGAAAAGAUUCGGAGUUUAUGUGUCCCAAACUUUCCAGAGCCGGCAGAUCUGUUUUGGAAGUACCUGGACUUGGCCACAUUUAUGAUGUUGUAUGUGCUGCCCCUUUUAGUCAUCACUGUCACGUACACUACUGUGGCCAAAAAGUUAUGGUUUCGCAAUGCAAUUGGGGAUAUAACGACAGAGCAGUACUUUGCACAUCGACGGAAAAAGAAAAAGACAAUUAAAAUGCUGAUGCUGGUUGUGGUAGUAUUUGCUGUCUGCUGGUUUCCACUUAAUUGUUAUGUCGUCCUCAUAUCUAGUCAAAUAAUUCAUACAAACAAUGCUCUCUAUUUUGCAUUCCACUGGUUUGCCCUGAGUAGCACUUGCUAUAACCCAUUUAUCUAUUGCUGGUUGAAUGAAAGUUUUCGUUUAGAACUCACAUCACUCUUGAAUAUAUUCAGAAGAGAACAUGGAGUGCAGGAACAUAUUCUCCCUUCUAUGGUCCCCUCUUACAGAUUAGCCUGGCCAGAAGAGAGUAACUACAAGAGAAGACAAGAUCCUCAGAGUCUUCACUCAAACAGUAACAUCCAGUCAGGAAAGACAGACAUUUCAUCAGUUGAGCCAGUAGUAGCUAUGAGCUAGAAAUGGGAUAUCUGUCAAUUUCUGUCAUCAUCUUAUGAGAAAGUAGUAUCAUGUAUGGU